AUGGCGAAACUAUUAACAUUUGGACCGAUUUCUGGCUUCCCAACCAAACUCAAUUUAACUCAUAUUCUCUCUGAUCGUAAUAUGCCUAACUAUGUCUGUGAUCUAAUGAAUGUUAAUGGAGAUUGGGAUAUGUGCAUCAUCAGUACUUAUAUUGAUAUUGCUUAUCAUGAUGCUAUUAAGUCUAUUACCACUAAUACAAGCAUGCAUGAUAGAAUUAGAUGGAAAUCUACGAUUUCUGGAAACCUUACUACGAAGUCUGUUUAUAAUUUCCUGACUAAUCUAAGUUUCGACAAAGAUGAAACUAAUUUCUGGAAACAGAUUUGGAAGCUUAAUAUGACUCCUAAAGUGAAUAUGUUCUGUUGGAAAGUUGUGACAAAUGCUCUUGCUCUAGGGAAAAACAUGUCCAAAUAUGUUAAAGACUCUAAACCAUACUGCAUGUUGUGUGAUAAUCAUGAAUUAGAGGAUGAAAGGCAUUUUUUUGUGAAAUGUAAUUUUGCUAAGAAGGUCUGGAAAGCUUUUGAUCUGAAUAACAUCUAUCAUAACAGUGGAAGCACUGAGAUUUUGCAAUGGUUUAAAACCUGGAUGAAUGUUAAAGCUCUUAAUAGCAAGCAUAAUUUGAUUUCUUAUAUAGUGUGGUCCAUCUGGAAAUAUAGAAAUAAUGUUAACUUUGAUAAUUUUGUGCCUGAUGUGCAAAAGUUGAUUGAUAGCAUUAGAGCAUCUCAUGUUUCCACCAAUGCUAAGAAGUAUCACUGUAACAGUCUCAACUCUGAAAGUGACAACUAUGAUUGGGUUAUACACUUUGAUGCUUCCUUUAUUGAAGCUGAUUUUACUAUGUGA
This is a messenger RNA of Papaver somniferum (opium poppy), 837 nucleotides long. RefSeq lists its product as uncharacterized. The transcript has a single exon. The record is from RefSeq and is a predicted model, not a curated record. The coding region runs from base 1 to 837 and encodes 278 amino acids. Lineage: Eukaryota; Viridiplantae; Streptophyta; Magnoliopsida; Ranunculales; Papaveraceae.